AUGGCCAAACCGCCACCUGCCGGUCCUGCUCCUCCAGCUCCUGCACCGGCUUCUGCUCCUCCAGCGCCUCCAAAUGCUGCCCGUACGGGUCCACCGCCUCCCAGCCAUCCUCCGGCGGUCAACGGCACCCAUCACCAUCACCACCAGCAUCCACCUUCAUCAAAUAACAAAGGGAAGAAGAAAAAUGAUGCCCCAGUGGAUCCUGCCGUCAUGUAUGAGAGCUUGAAGAACAGAAUAGCUGCUUUGGAGGAGGAGGAAGUAUUGGAAGAGGAAGAAGAACGAAGAUUUGCCGAAGAAGCCCAGAAAUCGGUGAAAGGACUAGAGGAAAAUGUCAUUCAUGCAAAAUACAUUGAACUGUUUGCAGAGCUUAAACGGCUGGAACGAGAUCAUGCCAAGGAGAAACAGAAACUCACCAAGGACAAGGAUGCCGCGAAGAGUCAGCUAACCAAGGCUAACCAGACCAAGACGAAGAUGGAAAAUUUAGCCAGGGAGCUGCAGAAGGAUAACAAACGACUACGGGAAGAUGGAAAACGGUUGGCACAGUCUGUGGAGGACGCUCAGGAUGAGCUGCUCCAGAUGCGGAAUGACGUUUCAAAACGCGCCGACAAGGCAAAAAUACAGGACGUUAAAUACCGAGAAAUGCCCGAUAUCGUCGUCAAAGUAGUAUGUCGGUAUCGUGCCGAGCUAUUCUUUAAGAUAUCUCGCAAAACGAAGUUAACGAAGCUGUUCAACGCGUGGACCGACCGUAUGGAGAAAAACGGAGGGAAGAAAGAUGGCAAGGCUAGUACAUUCUCGUCGGGUUCAUCGACAUCUGGUUCGAUGAUGCAGUUCAUUUUCACACACAACGGACGGACUGUCGAGGCUGACCAAACACCGGAGGAGGCAGGAAUGGAAGAUGGAGAUGAGAUUCUCGCUGUGGAGUUGAUGGACUUGACGGAGGGCAUUUCGGAUGACUUGGACGAAAUCGUGGAACCACAACGACAAAAACUGAAGAAGAACUGGACAGAUGACCCACAGGAAGCUAAACGGACGUUGGAAGAAAUAUUUGAUGGAGUUGUACGAGAACGACUAAAGGAAGUACUCCGACAAUACGAGCUACGGGAACGGCAUUUCGAGUGUGUUAUACGGUCAAAAGAGCUGGAGGUGCUUCUUUCACGAGCACGAGCCGCGGAGCAAAAGCAGCUAGCAGAAGGGGAAAAAGGUCGCAGGGAUAAACUGGACGAGGAGUUCUUCUUCACCCGUACACAGAUGCAUCAGCUCCGAAAGGAUUUGGAGGAAGCACAGAAUGGUCAGGCAAUGCUCAUCGACAAGCUAAUACAGUGCUGCAAAGAGAUCCGGAACGAAAAGCCCAACGCUGAACGAACACAGCGACUAUUCGCCUCCCUACGAGAAGAGCUUGAGAAGAGAGUCCCGCGAACGGUACCUAACGCGACGCAGAAGAAGUUGCCAGAUGAACAUGUGCCUAGUUGACACAACUAAGAUACAUUAUGACUGCAAAUGCAAAGUAUAAGGUCC
Desarmillaria tabescens is the source of this 1515-nucleotide messenger RNA. RefSeq lists its product as uncharacterized. The transcript has 13 exons. The record is from RefSeq and is a predicted model, not a curated record. Lineage: Eukaryota; Fungi; Basidiomycota; Agaricomycetes; Agaricales; Physalacriaceae. Gene Ontology annotation, molecular function: syntaxin binding. Bases 1 to 1470 code for a protein of 489 amino acids.